Knipowitschia caucasica is the source of this 1857-nucleotide messenger RNA. NCBI's taxonomy places the organism in Eukaryota, Metazoa, Chordata, Actinopteri, Gobiiformes, Gobiidae. The record is from the annotation of a GenBank genome assembly.
AUGUGUCGCCCCCUGCCGGUCAGCGCCUGUGUCGCCCCCUGCAGGUCAGAGCCUGUGUCGCCCCCUGCAGGUCAGAGCCUGUGUCGCCCCCUGCAGGUCAGAGCCUGUGUCGCCCCCUGCAGGUCAGAGCCUGUGUCGCCCCCUGCAGGUCAGCGCCACCAUGUGUCGCCCCCUGCAGGUCAGAGCCUGUGUCGCCCCCUGCAGGUCAGAGCCUGUGUCGCCCCCUGCAGGUCAGAGCCUGUGUCGCCCCCUGCAGGUCAGAGCCUGUGUCGCCCCCUGCAGGUCAGAGCCUGUGUCGCCCCCUGCAGGUCAGAGCCUGUGUCGCCCCCUGCAGGUCAGAGCCUGUGUCGCCCCCUGCAGGUCAGCGCCACCAUGUGUCGCCCCCUGCAGGUCAGAGCCUGUGUCGCCCCCUGCAGGUCAGAGCCUGUGUCGCCCCCUGCAGGUCAGAGCCUGUGUCGCCCCCUGCAGGUCAGAGCCUGUGUCGCCCCCUGCAGGUCAGAGCCUGUGUCGCCCCCUGCAGGUCAGAGCCUGUGUCGCCCCCUGCAGGUCAGAGCCUGUGUCGCCCCCUGCAGGUCAGCGCCUGUGUUGCCCCCUGCAGGUCAGAGCCUGUGUCGCCCCCUGCAGGUCAGCGCCUGUGUUGCCCCCUGCAGGUCAGAGCCUGUGUCGCCCCCUGCAGGUCAGCGCCUGUGUUGCCCCCUGCAGGUCAGAGCCUGUGUCGCCCCCUGCAGGUCAGAGCCUGUGUCGCCCCCUGCAGGUCAGCGCCACCAUGUAGCGCCCCCUGCCGGUCAGCGCCACCAUGUAGUGCCCCCUGCCGGUCAGCGCCACCAUGUAGCGCCCCCUGCAGGUCAGAGCCACCAUGUAGCGCCCCCUGCAGGUCAGAGCCACCAUGUAGCGCCCCCUGCAGACGCCGUGGCCCUGACCCUUGACCCCAACACUGCGCACAGACGUCUGCUGCUGUCGGAGAGAAACACUAAAGCGUCGCUGCAGACGGUCCCGGACUCUGUCUCGGACUCUUUUCCGGACUCUGCUCAGAGGUUCGACGGCUGGACUCAGGUUCUGUGUCAGAGCGUCCUCGGGGCUCGCAGCUAUUGGGAGGUGGAGUGGAGGGGGCGGGGCUCCUCUGUGGGCGUGGCUUAUGGCUCCAUCUGUCGUAAAGGAGCAGACGCCAGGUCCGGUCUCGGGUUCAACGCUCAGUCCUGGAGUUUAGAGCUGUCGGACUCCUGCUGCGCCGCGAUGCACGACAACCAGAAGAAGCAGAUCUCGGUCCCGUACUGUCCUCGGGUCGGCGUGUUCCUGGACCUGAACGCCGGGACGCUGUCCUUCUACAGCGUGUCCCACGGCGUGACGCUGCUGCACCGGUUCAGAGCCAACUUCACGCAGCCGCUGUACGCUGCCUUCGGAGUCGGGACAGGAGUCGGCGUCGGACUAGACUUCGCUCUCGGUCACUUCAGCUCCAGCACUGACAGCCAGCGGGUGUCAGCAGCGGGUGUCAGCAGUGGGUGUCAGCAGUGGGUGUCAGCAGCGGGUGUCAGCAGUGGGUGUCAGCAGCGGGUGUCAGCAGCGGGUGUCAGCAGUGGGUGUCAGCAGCGGGUGUCAGCAGUGGGUGUCAGCAGCGGGUGUCAGCAGCGGGUGUCAGCAGCGAGUGUCAGCAGCGGGUGUCAGCAGCGAGUGUCAGCAGCGGGUGUCAGCAGCGGGUGUCAGCAGCGGGUGUCAGCAGCGGGUGUCAGCAGCGAGUGUCAGCAGCGGGUGUCAGCAGCGGGUGUCAGCAGCGGGUGUCAGCAGCGGGUGUCAGCAGCGGGUGUUAGCAGCGGGUGUCAGCAGCGGGUGUCAGCAGCGGGUGUCAGCAGUGGGUGUUAG